CCAAUCAUCUUAGGCUGUGAUCUAGAAGAGUUUGAACGUGUAGUUGCCCGCAUACAAAACUACAAGAUCGUUGAAAUCGAAGAGAUGGGUUUUGGACCGGUUCACAUAGUCAGAGGUAUUAAGUUGAACGUUGAGCUAUGCAAAAUGUUAUUGUCAAAUUUUGACUUUAAGAAUUCGACGGUUAAGAUACAUGGGCGCAACCUUUCCAUCAACGCCAAGGACGUGGAACGCGUUAUGGGACUGAGGUGUAGGGGGACUGAAGUGGAUAUGAACUGCUCAACUGAUGAUCCGGUUUUAGUUGAUCUGAAGAGAAGGGUAUGCGGCGAUGAUACAGACAUAUCUUUGAAGAAAUUGAGGGGUAUGAUUUUGCCCACUUAUGAUGACGAAGAGUUGUGGAAGGUUUGUUUUGCGCUUUAUGCCCUUGUCACCGUGUUUUGUUCGUCAAGAUCAUGUUAUGUAUAUCCAAGACUGAUGGUGCCAUUGAAGAACCCAGGUCUGAUUAGGACCCAUAAUUGGGCGGGGUUUGUAUUUUCAAAGUUGGGUAAGGGAGUUAAUGCCUAUCAGAGUGGUGAACCAAUUCACGUCGGUGGUUGUUUGAUAUUCCUACAGCUGUUCUAUCUCAGUGUACUUGGUGAGAAAAUGUUUGUUUUUCCCAGCAUGUGUCUACAUGUUUUGUCCUGGGGCCAAAAUGAGUGCGAGAGAAUGUAUCAGAGGAUUGAAGAAGCUGGUGGAUUCUAUGCGACUGAUGGUGUUUGGGUGAGUCGGAGAAAUUGUGGAGGGAGAUCGUGUGAGUAUUCAGGUUCUGUGGAUUACAGUACUGGUUUGAAAACUAAUGUUGUUGAUGGGCGAACUGAAGUCCGAGAUGGGGGAUGUGCAAACUGCAGUUGGAAGUUUGGAAACAAUAAUCUAUGAUGUCCUUCCUGAAAUUGCUAAUCUGGCCGACUUCCUGAAAUCCAUAAGGGCCACUGUUUCUAAUUUAAGGCUAAGGAAGGGAUGAGUGAACUAGAAUGAAAGUGCGGAAUGUCGUUGUCGAUAAGUUGAAUGGUGCAGGGCAUGUGGAGCGCCAGUUGAUGAGUCUUUGGACACAUGCACCGCUGACGGGCACCGUGAUCGUGAGAAAGUGCGUGCACAUAUGAGGUCUAGAGAAGAAGUAGUUGGCAGGUCUGGUCAAGGGAAAGUGACAGGGGAACACAUUAAACUCCCAGAAAGGAGAUUGAUUCGCAGCAUAAACGAUCCUUCACCCAAAACCAGGGAGCUGAUGGCGUACCUGUUUAGCCGAAGGGGCCGUGGAGUUGAUGAUUUAGCCAGGUAUGGGUGUUAAUUGUGAAAGGUCUUGGCAUGUGGUUGAAUUGAUUUUACUGCUAUGAUCUACCCAAAAUUGUAAUAACACAAUUUGAUCUUAUUUGAAUCAUUGUGUUAGUCACUAAAUAGAGUCGCAUAAUAUUUGAAAAAAUGGUCCUCAUUUGA
This is a messenger RNA of Argentina anserina (silverweed cinquefoil), 1467 nucleotides long. RefSeq lists its product as uncharacterized. The coding region runs from base 85 to 912 and encodes 275 amino acids. The record is from RefSeq and is a predicted model, not a curated record. Lineage: Eukaryota; Viridiplantae; Streptophyta; Magnoliopsida; Rosales; Rosaceae. The transcript has 2 exons.